CUAUCCUGUGGCCAUACGUAGGUACAAUCCUGUGGCUAUACGUAGGUUCAAUCCUGUGACUAUUCGUAGGUACAAUCCUGUGGCUAUACGUAGGUACAAGCCUGUGGUUAUACGUAGGUACAAUCCUGUGGCUAUACGUAGGUACAAUCCUGUGGCUAUACGUAGGUACAAUCUUGUGGCUAUACGUAGGUACCAUCCUGUGGCUAUACGUAGGUACAAUCCUGUGGAUAUACGUAGGUACAAUCCUGUGGCUAUACGUAGGUACAAUCCUGUGGCUAUACGUAGGUACCAUCCUGUGGCUAUACGUAGGUACAAUCUUGUGGCUAUACGUAGGUACCAUCCUGUGGCUAUACGUAGGUAGAAUCCUGUGGCUAUACGUAGGUAGAAUCCUGUGGCUAUACGUAGGUACAAUCCUGUGGCUAUACGUAGGUAGAAUCCUGUGGCUAUGCGUAGGUACAAUCCUGUGGCUAUACGUAGGUACAAUCCUGUGACUAUACGUAGGUACAAUCCUGUGGCUAUACGUAGGUACCAUCCUGUGGCUAUACGUAGGUACAAUCAUGUGGCUAUACGUAGGUACAAUCCUGUGGCUAUACGUAGGUACCAUCCUGUGGCUAUACGUAGGAACCAUCCUGUGGCUAUACGUAGGUACAAUCCUGUGGCUAUACGUAGAUACAAUCCUGUGGCAAUAAUUAGGUACUUUCCUGUGGCCAUACGUAGGUACAAUCCUGUGGCUAUACGUAGGUACAAUCCUGUGGCUAUACGUAGGUACAAUCCUGUGGCUAUACGUAGGUACAAUCCUGUGGCUAUACGUAGGUACAAUCCCGUGGCAAUAAUUAGGUACUAUCCUGUGGCCAUACGUAGGUACAAUCCUGUGGCAAUAAUUAGGUACUAUCCUGUGGCAGUAAGUAGGUACACACCUGUGGCAGUAAAUAGGUACAAUCCUGUGGCAGUAAGAAGGUACAAACCUGUUGCAGUAAGUAGGUACAAUCCUGUGGAAAUAAGUAGGUACUAUCUUGUAGCAAUAACAAGGUACAAACUUGUGACAGUAAGUAGGUACAAACCUGUGGUAAUAUGUAGGUGCAAUCCUGUGGCAAUAAGUAGGUACAAUCUUGUGGCAAAUAGAAGGUACACUUAUGGCUGUAAGAAGGUACAACCAUGAGGCAGUAAGUAGGUUCAAUCCUGUCAGGCUGUGGUAGGAAUAAGGUACAAUUAUGUGGCAGUAAGUAGGUACAACCCUGUGGCAGCAAGAGGGUACAAAUCCAGUGGCAAUAAGUAAGUACAAAUCAGUGGCAAUAAGUUGGUACAUACCAGUGGCAAUAAGUAGGUACAAACCUGUGACAAUACGUAGGUAAAUCUUUUGGCAAUCCUGUUGCAUUAAAUAGGUAAAAUAUUGUGGCAAUAAGAAGGUACAAUCCUAUUCCAAUAAGUAGGUACACUCCUUUGCCAAUAAGUAUGUACAAUCCUGUGACUACAUUUUAUUUUAACGUUAUUGCUAUGCAAGAUU
Messenger RNA from Owenia fusiformis, 1504 nucleotides. The record is from the annotation of a GenBank genome assembly. NCBI's taxonomy places the organism in Eukaryota, Metazoa, Annelida, Polychaeta, Sabellida, Oweniidae.